AUGGCAUUCAGCGCACCGUUUUCAGCACCUCAAAUGGAUUGGGAAACUAACGACUCGAUCUUAGCGUUUGGCAAAUUCAAGCAAAAAUGUGAGCUGAUGUUCAAAAGUAUACUCAAAGACACUGAAGGAGAACAAGUCAGCUAUGUCCUGCUAUGGGUUGGCGAGCAAGGUCUCGACAUCUACAACAGUUGGACAUUCGAGGACGUGAAAGACCAAAAAGACCCAGCGAAGAUUCUCAAUAGAUUUAUGGAACAUUUGGAGCCACGGACAAAUCUGACGGAAAUCAUCGAAUUCACAGGUAUACUUUACAAGGUAUGCGACAAGACCAAGGUGAGUCAAUCGAUAAUUUUAUUACCAAGAUUAAAAAUAUCGCAGCCAAAUGUAAGUUUAAUGGCAAUGAAGAAAUCGAGGACAGAUUAUUAGAUCAACUAAUUUGGGGUACAAAUGAUCCUGAAGUUCAGAAAUCCUUAAUUGGACGCGAUGAAAAACUAACAUUAAAUACUGCCAUAGAUAUUGCUAGAAGUUAUGAAGCAACGAAGCGUCAAAUGAAUUCAUUAUCAAAUCAAAAUAAGGGAAAUCCCCAGCAAAUUGAUAACAUUACUCGCAAGAAAUUGAACGCUGAUAAUAAAAAUCAUAAUAAUAUUAUACAGUGUAGAAAUUGUGGCAAAACUCACAAACUGCCACAAAAGGGAACUGUCCAGCCCAUGGUACCACAUGUAGGAAUUGUGGCAAAUUAAAUCACUGGCAAUUAGUAUGCAAAUCACCAACAUAGAUCAAAGUCGCCAUACCAAAAAAACAGAAAAUCCAUUAAUAGUCUUGAGAAACAAAAUGAGACUGACCCGUAUGCAGAUAUCCCAACAAUUGGCACUAUUGAAAUAAAUAGUGUGGAAAAUCAUAAUACUACUACUAGUGAAGAAAUAUUUACUACCCUACGUGUUAACCGUAAGAAUAAUGGAGACAUAAAUUUAAAAUGCAAAGUAGAUACGGGUGCUCAGAGCAAUGUAUUGCUCAUUCAUUUGUUUUGUGUUCUAUAUCCUGAAUUAAUUAAUGCAGAAGGAAUGCCCAGGGACGGUGCUCUGCAAAGAAGUGAUGUUAUUUUAACUGCAUAUGGGGGAUCUGAGACUACCCAAUUUGGAAAAAUACUGAUACCAUGUCAACAUAAAAGGGGGAAAUUUAACUGUAUUUUUUACAUAACUGAUGCAGUAGGACCAGCUAUAUUGGGAAUAAAAGCGUGUAGAGCCCUUGAACUGGUUUCACUUCAUUGUGCACUGGAAACAAAAAGUGUGCAAGGAAAGAACGUCUCUUGAGAUGUUGCCCAGGGGCCUAGGAAAGAGGAAGUAAAGCCUUUGAUUUGCACAUCAAGCAAAGAUAAUAAAUCAGCAACAAAAUCGGUCCAGAAAUUAUAUUAAACCUUCUGUGCCAAUAACAAGCCGUCCUCGUAUAAAGGACAAAGAGCAUCUGAUUGAGAUGUACCCAGAAUGUUUUGACGGGUCAGUUGGAUGUUUUGAAGAUUACACUUACCAUAUUACCCUAGAUCCUAAAGUUCAACCAGUUGUUCAUGCACCUCGCAGAGUACCAUUAGAACUGGUAGAUAAACUAAAUUUCGAACUUAAUGAGAUGGAAAAGAACGGGGUAAUAGAAAAAGUAACAAAACCUACCGAUUGGGUUAAUUCUAUAGUUAUAAGAGAAAAGCCCAAUGGAAGACUUUAUGUCUUGACCCUAAAGACUUAAACGAAGCAAUCAUGAGGGAUCAUUACCCAACACCCACCUUAGAGGAAAUCACCCCAAAGUUAGCUGGAGCUAGGGUAUUCAGCAAAAUAGAUGCUCGUAACGGAUACUGGAAUGUUAAGUUGGAUGACGAAUCAUCCUAUCUAACCACUUUCAACACACCGAAUGGUCGUUAUAGAUUCCUUAGGAUGCCAUUUGGUCUUUGAAUGAGCCAAGAUGUUUUUCACUUCAAGAUCGAUGAAACUUAUCGGAACAGUCCUGGUGCUACUGGGAUCGCAGAUGAUAUCACAGUCCAUGGCCGAGAUGAAUCAAAUCACGAUCUACAUCUUCAUGAUGCAAUGGAACGUACAAGAAUGGCUGGCAUCAAACUCAUCAUGCGUAAUGAGGUCGACACGUUUUACUUGGCUCUAUACUUCUGGGUUAUUUUGUCUCUUCAAUUGCUGUUUCUUGGCAGAUUUUUACGGGUUAAAAUGUGAAGAAUCAAGUGGAGGACAAUGUGGCCUCACCGUAAUAGCUGAUCCUACGGUUCAAAGCGAGAAAUUGGGAAAUUAUUACAACAGUGGAACCAGUCAGGCGAAUUAUUUACCCAAUGUCGAACUUUAUACCUGCCUAUGGUUUGGAAGCCUCGGCAAUGCAGAUUUUGUGAUACAAUAUGUGAUAUCUGCUGUUGAGGCGGGUUUUACCAACAACUUUGUGUCUGUGAGUGGUGAUUUUCCACCAAAUGAUAUAUUUAUAACUUCUAAGCCUUUAUUGGGAAAGUUUGACCCAUGUAUUAUUAGAUUAAUAUUAUGCACAAAUGGAACAAAGCACAUUAUACGUUUAUUAAGAUUAAGAUCAUCAAAGUUUUCAAAGUGCCGCGUUAUUUACUACCCUAACUCUGUUGCCUCGACGCAAAUUUUGUUGCUCUCUGGCGACAUUGAAAGAAAUCCAGGUUGGGACGUGAGCGUUGCUCCAAAUUAUUUACAAGAUUUUGUGAAGUCUUUAGACAAAGGAUCAAACAACAUGAAAGUUGCACACAUCAACAUUCGUAGUAUUCGAAAUAAAAUUGAGGAAGUGAAACUCCUGUUAUACGUAUGUCGUUUUGAUAUUUUGGCUAUCACUGAGACACAUCUAAAUCGUAAAAUAUCCAACAGUCAACUUGAAAUUGAGAAUUACAAGAUGGUCAGGAGAGAUAGAAGUUCAGGAAUGGUCGGAGGAGGAUGUCUGGUGUAUAUUGCCAACCAUCUUUGUUUCACGCGGCUUAAAUCAUUUGAAUCGACGGAUAUUGAGGGCAUAUGGCUUAAGAUCAUGUUUGAAUCAUCUGCAUUCAUCGUAGGUUCUAUUUAUAGACCACCCUCUGACUCUGAAUUCUUUCAAAGAUUUUACAUUACGUUGGAGAAAGUCUGGCUGAAGUAUAGAAAUGUUAUGGUAAUCGGAGACUUGAAUGCAGAUUUUACAAGGAAUAGAGGAGAAAUCACAUCAGCAAUGGGCAAACGACUUCAUAAUAUACUUCAGCAUUUUGACUACUCAGUAGUCAAUGAUCAACCAACAAGGAUCACUAGCGAGACAUCCACUUUAAUCGACUUGGUAAUCGCCAGUAAGCCAAACACCAUCAAAUGUACGAAAACACUCGAGCUGGGGAUUUCAGACCAUCUGUUGGUGUAUGCGUCGGUAAAGAACAAGAUUAAGCGACCUCCACCGAAAGUGGUUACAGCUAGAUCUUAUAAACGAUUUGACAACGAAGCGUUUAGAAAAGAUGUUGAGGAAGCACCGUGGGCUGUCAUCUCUGUCUUUGACGAUCCUGAUGACAGCUUCUGGGCCUGGUCACACCUGUUUAAUGAAAUAUGUGAUAGACACGCUCCCUAUAGGCAAGUUAAAAUUAGGCAACAGUCAUUACCUUGGAUAACUCCCCAGAUUCGACAUCUGAUGAACUUGCGUCUGAAAACGUUUUUGAAGGCUAAGAAAUCAAAUAGCCAGGAACUGUGGUCUGAGUAUCGUAGCCUUAGGAAUAGAGUAACUCAAAAGGUCAGGCUGUCGAAAAGUGAAUAUUAUACUAACUUGUUUGAUGAAGUUAAAGAUUGUCGAUCCUAUUGGAAACUGGUGAAGAAUGCUUCAGGUAGUCGAAUUGUCCAGCCAAUUUUAGGUAUAAGGGGAAACGAUCAAAUCAUCGAAACAUCUGACUCGCGGAAAGCAGAAAUCCUUAAUGAACAUUUCUCUACUAUUGGAGAGAAAUUAGCGAGUGAAUUAUAUUCGGGUCAAAGUCAGGAAAAUCCUUUUUCGCAUAUUAUUCGUGUUACACCAACAGUAACGAACAUUGAACUUACUUAUGAUUCGAUUAUGCAAGGUUUAAUGAAACUAAAGAACAAUAAAACUUGUGGACCGGACAACAUCGCACCAAGAUUACUUAAAGGUGCUGGUCAUGUUUUAAUUCCAUCGUUGUUUUCUCUAUAUUCAAUGAGUGCGUCGUGCAAUACUGUCCCAAGCACAUGGAAAUUUGCAAGAGUUUCUGCCUUGUUCAAGAAGGAUGAUGAAACCGAUAAGCAAAAUUAUCGCCCAAUUUCUUUAUUAUGUGUCCCUGGUAAACUCAUGGAAACUCAGGUUGUUUCUACCAUCACAAACCAUGUUGAGCACCAUAAUCUUAGAAAUAAACACCAGUGGGCUUAUAAGAAGGGACAUUCUACGCAGCUACUUUUAGCUAAGAUGACCAAAGAUUGGAGGAGAGCACUGGAUCGAAAGUUAGUUGUUGGUGUUGUCUUUAUUGAUUUCCGUAAAGCUUUCGAUUCUCUACCUCACAAUAUUCUGCUCUACAAACUUCAAAGUUUGGGUAUUGCAGGUGACCUAUGGUGCUGGAUAAGAGAUUACCUCACUGAUCGCCAUCAAGCAACCGUUGUAAACGGCUGCAAAUCAGAAUCUAUGCCUGUUAGGUUUGGAGUACCUCAAGGGUCAGUUCUUGGUCCUAUACUCUUUUCAAUAUUCUGUAACGAUUUACCAGAUGUUGUAGUUGAUGAAAAUGAGGAUGUUGAGAUGUAUGCGGAUGAUACAACAUUGUACGUAGUAGCUAGGACUCACGAUGAAGUUGCCAAUAUGCUGAAUAAAACUUUAAAGAAGUUACAUGAAUGGUGCUGUCUAAAUGGACUGUCUCCUCACCCGGGUAAGACUGAGUACAUGCUUUUAGGUCGAGGGAAAUUUACUGGUCCACUCCAGGACAUCAGAUUUGGAAACAAUAGUAUUAAACAGGUGCUGGUUUCUAGAUGUUUGGGAUUAGAAAUUGAUUAUCAAUUAAAUUGGACCUAUCAUGUUUCUGAAGUUAUUAAAGCAUUUACUCAGAAGUUGAAUUUGUUAAAAUCAUUAUACUUCCUACCGAAAAAAGGUAGAGAGGAUUUUUACUUCAAGGUUAUACUUCCAUCCAUAACCUACGGACUAAUGAUUUGGAGCUCGUGUGGCAAGACCCUCAUGGAUGAAAUAGAAAGAAUUCAUGUUCGAGCUGCAAAGAUCAUCUACAAACUGGACUGGAGUACUCCCAGCGACCAAGUGCUGGUGAAAGCUAAUUGGAACACUAUCAGGGACAUGAACUCAAAAUGUCUACUAUGCUUUGCAUAUAAGUGUUACUAUGGUCAUGUUCCAGAACAAUUACAAUCUAUUGUUAGAAAAAGUAAUUACACAUAUGAUUUUAGAAGGAAGUUAAGUUUAGCCUUACCUGUGCCUAAAUCUAAUUAUGUUAGGAAUUCAAUAUCUUAUAAGGCAGCUAGUCUGUGGAACUCUUUAACGAAUGAGCAUAGGGCUUCAAAUAAUAUAGCUAGUUUUAAAACGAUUUUAAAGACAGAUAAAUUUUAAAUUUAGGUGAUUAUUGACUGGGACUGGGUAAUAAGUUUUUUUUUUAAUUUUUUUUUAUUAAUAUAAUAUAGCUUAAAUUAUUGCUGUAAAUACACGACCACAUCAGUUCAGCUGUAAUCUUAUCGUGUUAAAAUAAAUGCUUUAGUAGUAGUAGUAAGAGAAGUGCAUCAUCAAGACGUCCAAAUGCAGUUUUUUUUGGUAUGGUAUACACCUCGAGUGGAGUCAAACCAGAUCCAGAGAAGGUCAUAGCCAUACAGAACAUGGAACCACCCAAAGAUAAGAAAGAACUUCACACGUUCCUUGGUAUGGUCGUUAACUACUUGGCGUCAUUUAUGCCUAACUUGGCGAGUCACACGGCACCUUUGAGGGAGUUAAUCCGGGAUAACGUUGAUUACCAAUGGUCCCCGUCCCAUACAAGAGCUUUUGACAUACUCAAGUGUCAAAUAAGCACAGAAACUACACUUUCUUACUACGACAGAAGCAAAGCAGUUGUGCUACAAGUAGACGCAUCAAGUAAAGGUUUGGGAGCCGUCUUAUUACAAGAGAAUAAGCCCAUUGCUUUUGCAUGGAAAGCUCUAACUCCUGCUGAGAGUCGGUAUGCCAACAUCGAGCGUGAGUUAUUGGCGGAGGUGUAUGGUUGUGAGAAGUUUCACACAUACUUAUAUGGAAGGCAAUUUGUUGUGGAAAGUGAUCAUCGUCCUUUGGAACAGAUCCAGAAGAAGAAUCUCAACAUGGCACCUCCUCGACUUCAACGAAUGCUCCUACGCUUGCAACCAUCCGAUUGUAUCAUCAAAUAUAAGCCAGGCAAAGAGAUGGUGAUAGCAGAUACACUUUCGAGACUGUCACCAAGGGAGGGAUACGAAAUACCUGGAAUGCAAGUGAAAAUUCAUCAUCUGGUGGAGUUUUCACCUGUCAAGCUCCAACAGAUAAAAGACGAAACUGCUAAAGAUGGAACUCUUCAAAUCCUGACCGAGCAAGCUAUGCAAGGGUGGCCUGAUAGCAUAAAGAAAACUCAGCAAGCAAUAAAGCCUUACUGGAAUAACCGAGAUGAUAUCUCUAUUCAAGAAGGAGUUCUACUAUUAGGAAGUAGAAUCAUUGUUCCAAAAUCACUCCGGCAGAAGAUAUUACAAGAAAUCCACAGUGGUCAUCAAGGGAUGGAGAAGUGCAAACUCCGUGCAAAAUCCUGUGUCUAUUGGCCUGGUAUAUAUAAAGAGAUUGAGAAUAUGGUGGCGUCCUGUUGUGCCUGCAAGAAAUUCCAGAAUUCUCAGCAGAAGGAGCCCAUGAUUCCAAGUGAAGUACCGCCAAGACCAUGGCACACUGUGAGUGCAGACCUGUUCAAGGUAAAUAAUUUCUGGUACAUAGUUAUCGCUGACUAUUAUUCGAAGUUUCCAUUCGUGAAGAAGUUGAAUAAUCUAACAGCAACCACUGUAGUUAAUGUGGUUAGAUCAAUAUUUUCUGAGCAAGGCAUACCAGAAACUCUGAUUUGUGAUAAUGGAACCCAAUUCACUUCUGCCCAAUUUCAAGACCUAGCGAAGAGAUAUGGUUUCAGAGUGGUGACCUCGUAACCGUACUACCCAAAGGGUCAUGGCUUCAUUGAGAGGCAGACUGUGAAGAAGAUCCUGUUGAAAUGCGAAGAAUCCGGAACUGAUCCUAGUCUUGCAUUGCUGUCGUUACGUUCUAUACCGUUAAGUGCAACACUCAAAUCUCCAGCAGAACUAGUAAAUGGAAGAAUGUUCAAGACAACAUUACCAGUAAAGAUUCAUCCACCAAACGAUUGGCACAAAACCAGAGACUUGUUAUUAACACAACAAAAGAAACAAGUUAAUCUAUAUAACAGGGAUUCGAAAGAGAAACUAAAUCUCUUUCAAAAUCAAGCUGUACAAGUUCAAGACCCUCUUAAAAAAAUAUGGAGUACAUCGAGAGUAGUUGGGUUCGGACCAACUCCUUGUUCCCAUAUUACAGAGGAUGAAUCCGGAGUUCAAAUACGGAGGAAUAGACAGUUAAUCAAGCCUGACAUCCAGAAGACACCUGGACCAACAAGUCCUGCUGUGAAAGAUAACCAAAGUGAAAAGAGAAAUGUUGAGAUACCUGAUCGACCAGAAGUUCGAACACGCUCAGGUCGUAUAAUUAAAAAGCCGGACAGGCUAAUGUAUAAGUAGAUAGUAUUGAACAGUCCUAAUGUAUAAGUAGUUAGUAUCGAACAGUCGUAAAUAAGAACACGAUCGGUAAGAUUUAUGCAUUAAUACAAAUACCAUUAGUUAGAAUUAUAAAUUAGAACAUUUGAUAAGAACAAUCUGAAGAUAAAUAAUCUAGAGAUAUAUAAAUAAUACUAAAUAUAAUUUUUAUGUAAAAUUAAGAAAACUUGUAAAAAUAUCUUAAAGAAAGGAGGAUGUUGUAUAUUCAUAUCCGGUUAGUUACUUCCUGUUUUAUGUAAUAUAAAUAAGCCAGUACUGUACAACAACAAUAAAAAAUGUACAACAACAAUACAUGCACUGUACAACAAUACAGUGUACACAAUGUACAACAACAAUAAAAAAUAUAGUCAAAGUAUACUUCACAAUCCUUAUCAAUCUGAGAGUUAGAUCGAGUCAAGAUAACAUAACAGUUUGAAUAUGAGCUUUGACUGAAAAGUGCCUUAAAUAUUAGCCAGCUUCGCAGAAGCAAUGUUGGCUAUUAGCGAAGCUCGGAACCAAUGUUUGAAGUCCCUUCACAGCUUCCGUAUAAAUCAGAUAAAGAUUUGUCCUGAUUUACAUAAACUUUAGCUUUGAUUUUCUCGGCUUAGACUAUGUUUAUUUUUAAAAUUACUUUGCCAAUGAACUCAUAAGAUGGGUCGUUUUUUAAGCACAAUAAAACAUUUGCAUCCAAUAUAGAUGGUUUUCAUGUGACGUCACAAACUAUAUGGCGGCCAUGUUGGUGUACCAAAUUUCCCGCAAAAUAUUCCCGCGAAAUACAAAUAAUCCUGCAUUUCCAUAUUUUUAAAGAUUAUUUUGCAUGUGUUUUAUAUGAUACCUUUAUCGAAUUAUGCUAAAAAGCUUGAACCAAAGGUCAAGAAGCGCUAUAAAGAAAAAAUCUCUGACAUAGGAGUCGACCCAAUGUUGAUUGAAGCCAAGUACUUUCUGUAACCCAGAAUGAGCAAUAAGUCUUCCAUUUACCAUGCCUAAGGAUUAACAGCAUCCCCAAAACUUGGUAAUGUCCCUACUGCAGGACCCUACCUCAGUUUAAGAGAUCUAACCAGAGGAGGUUGGACAAGCAGGCCACAAAGCAUCAUGGGUUUGAGCGCCUAAUUCCACACGUGCCUUCAAUGACUCUUUUACUGUCGUGGAGUGAACAUCUCUCUGAGUAAACAAAUAUGGAAGCAUUCAAAAGACAAGAUUGUCAGGCUGCAAUACUUCGUGAAAAUAGCAUGUUAUUGCUGUAUUGUUGCAAUCCUCAUUAUGACGUGUGAGUUACUAUACCAAGUUUACCUUAUAUUAAAUUGCAUGGGACGUGCUGUCUUUUAGCUUUAUAAAUAAUCCGCGAAGGAAUUGUGUUAUUCCCAAUAGCAACUAGCAAGGCUCUUCUUUCUAAGUUGGAUGGCGUUUACUCCGUAUAUCAUCAACGUGAAAACAAGCGCAGUUUUUGAGGUUGGUAUCCUACAAUGCAAUACAGUUGACUUGUUUCAAAUUUCUGCUUUGUUGUUUUCAAUAUUGUACUGUAAUUUUAUAAAUACACUGUACAAAUUAUGGCGCAAUAUUUCAAAUAUUAAAUUCAACCCUUUAGUUUGACCCUAUUCCUGAUGAGUUUGCUAAUCGAUGUGGAUCAUAUAUUGACAGCGAAUACAAUUGAUGAUGGACAUUGGUUUUCAGAUGAGUCUGAAG
Messenger RNA from Paramuricea clavata, 9398 nucleotides. The record is from the annotation of a GenBank genome assembly. NCBI's taxonomy places the organism in Eukaryota, Metazoa, Cnidaria, Anthozoa, Malacalcyonacea, Plexauridae.